AUGAAUGUGGACUACUUUAUCAAAGCAACUCAUCCGAGCACUAUUCUCGAUCUGGAGCCCCUUGAGCUUAAGGACGAAAGAUUAUCCGCAUGGCACGACACUUUUGUGGACGUACCAACCCCUUUGAAAUGCAAGUACGAUCGCAAUGUCAAUCUUUCCGGCGCGGAAUUUAGCAGCAUAGAGGAAUGUACCGCAGCUCUAGCCACUAUCAUGAUGUAUGACAAAUGUGGCUUACUGCAAAUGGUUCUUUACCAAGAUGGCCGCGAAGAGAUUCGAAAACCAGCACGCAAGAUUGUGGGCGAGAGAAAACUUAAGCCCUUGAUUGAACUACUCAUGCCUUGGGUUCCUCAACUUUUUUCUAGUUCGUUCACGGAGAAUGACUUGAUUGAUCCAAGGACGUUGAGAAUAAUGUGUGAUGCGGUGGCCGCAGUUGCAAAUAACAUGGAGAUGCCUGAGAUUGAAGCCGAAUGUGUGGGCCCUCAAAAGAUCUACAAGUCUCUCACGCGCCUGAUGAUGGAUCUAGGAGAGGCCAUGGUAAGAUGUGAGGGUGUGGAAACUUAUCUCGCCACCAGUUUGUUCUUGUUUUUGGCAGCGGAAGAGAUCUAUUCCCAUUUAAAGGAGUCAGAUCAACUCGCUCUCCGAUCUAUCGUAGCGAUGUUCCUCAGAAACUAUGUUGCUUCACUCUUGCUGGUUGAGUCAAUAGAUUCUCAAACACACAACCCUAAAUUGGCAAAGGUGAUUGCAUAA
This is a messenger RNA of Botrytis deweyae, 747 nucleotides long. RefSeq lists its product as uncharacterized. Bases 1 to 747 code for a protein of 248 amino acids. The record is from RefSeq and is a predicted model, not a curated record. The transcript has a single exon. Lineage: Eukaryota; Fungi; Ascomycota; Leotiomycetes; Helotiales; Sclerotiniaceae.